AUGAGUUACGAAGUGACGGACGAACCGGCGUUCAACAGCGACGAUCUGAUGAGCAUGGGUCAGUUCAACAUGACCCAGCCACUGGAAGACAUGAAGCUGGACAAGAACAUGGUCUGGCUGCUGGUGUCGCUGCUGUCUUCAAUCGUGUGGGUCGUCUACAUUACGUUUUACAACGCCCGCCUGUUCGGUUGCAUCAUCACAAAGCUCGCCAACCGGCUGUACGUACGCGGUGCGUACUUUAAGAUUGGUGCGCUAACGGUCAACCCACUGGCGGGUAAGAUCAUGUUCCGGGACGUGGUCUACGUGUGCUUCGACUACACGGUACGCGUCCAGGACGGGUACUUCAUUUUCCGCUGGUGGCGUUCGUACGUCCCGAAGGACGUAUCGGAAGAUCUGUCCCACUCCGACACCCGGCUGUCGGUUAUGUUGAACGGGUUCGAGAUGCACAUCUACAACCGGUCCGAUCUGUACGCUCGGUUGGAGAAAACGUUCGGCUUGAAACCAUCGGUGCUGGUGCCAACGGAAGAUAUGAGCGCCGAAGAGAUUGCCCGCUUCAAGGAGCAGAUUAUGAACGAUGAAAACCAACGACACAGCAGUGAGGUCGCGGCCAAGGUCAAGAAGAAGCGCCCGGAAGCGAUGACGGCGACGACAUGGCGCGAUCUCAUUCCCGUCAUCAAAAUUGACAUCUGCUCCGGGCGCUUUGCGUUCGGCAAUCGGCUUACGCCGACCACACUGUCGCUGUGUGUGGAAGAAGCGCACUGCGUUUACAGCACGAAGCCGGCCGUCUCGACGUUGGACCACUUUAUGCACUUCGUCAAGGCGAAGGUGGAGAAUGCCAAAGUGCUACUGGCACCGAGUCCCAAGUUUACCGGUAUGGUCGACGAACCGCCGCGUUACAUGGGCGAAGGGUUCGUUGUGAUGAUGGCGAGCCUGAUGGAACUGUACUUCUACAUGGACGAGGCCGGUGUGGUGCCGGAGGAACCGGUUACCCUCACGCUUGCCAACGGGGAUGUGGUGGAGGCCGCUCCACCCGUUUGGGGGAUCGACAUUAAGUGCGGCAAAGGGACAGACUUUAGCUACGGACCGUGGGCGGACCGACAGCGAGACCAUCUCUUUAAAUUCUUCUUCCCACCGGACUAUCAGCCGAUGCCGGUAACACAACCCCCGAAACCGGGCGAUCGGCGUGAGGUUCGAUCGUUCGACAUAAGUCUCUGCACGCUGAACGAAGCCACGAUCGAUGUGCUGUUCUCCAAAAACAAAGAAACGAACGCGGUCCAUGUGAACAUCGGAGCGGGAUCGUAUCUAGAGGUAACGCUACCGUGGAUCAUUCUUCAAGAUGGAAUAGCCACGAAGGUAACCGGCCAGUUGUUGCACGUUGAGGCGACCACCAGCUUACAGUACCGCAGUUUGGCUGAAUGUGAAACGCUGCAGUUUAACGUGAAGGUUCACUAUCCCAUCAAGUGGAACGAUCAUCAAGAGUGGACGAUCAAUUUGACGGGAAGCAAAGCGACGGCAUACAUCGUUUUCUCGCACAAGGAAUUCUUUCAGGAUCUGAUCGAAGACUGGGCCUCGAAGGCGCGCCCCGACAUUCUCAGUUUUGUGCCGUACACGUGGAAGUUCGGUGUAAUACUGAAGGAGUUUGAAAUAUUGACGCUCAGCAACGAGUUUAAUUGGAUCGAUUGCUCCAGCACCAACCAGGAGAACCAUCAUCUCGCGUUCUGCGGCGAUCUGUUCGAUCUAAGCUUCUCGCUACCGUUCGAUGAUUUCCUCCCGCUGAAGCUACCGAUCGUGUUUUGGAUUCACGGCGAGGGGCUCGAUCUGAGUAUGUAUCUGCCGGAAAUAUCGAGCAGUCGAUCGAUCCUCUUGGCUUUGGACGAGAACGCACGGAUUCUUACGCGCGACGGAAGCGUCCGGAAACGGUCGGAAUUGUUGCAUAAAAAGUGGCGCCGGGUGUGUUUACGAUCGACCGGCUGGAUCGACUGCUGGACGGUGCCGAUUGUGGCGCUUUCGAUCAAGUACAUCUACCACCCGAUGCCACCGCUUGGGCCGGAUCCACAGGCGGACAUUACGACACCGGAAAAGGAGGAAAUACUGCUCAGUCCGAUGCGGAUACCGAAGCUACGCAAAUCUCCGGCCAUCACGUGGACAGCGGUGGCCGAUGGUGGUGCACCACGGUUCGAUCCAACAUCGCUGCCCCCGGACCAGGUGUCGGUGGAACUGGAAAUUGGUUCGUCGGUGAUGCUGGCGUAUGGGGCCAUCCUGCGCAACUUCAUUCAUCUGAAGGAAAACAUUUUCGGUGAAGACCAAACGUUCACCGACAUGGAGCACUCGAACUCGAAGAGCAAUUCGCGCACGAACCCGUUGGUAGUUGGUGGCGGCGGCGGCAGCGGCAAGGCAUCGUCGAAAGAUGACCCCUCAAAGUCACUCUCGGAGGCCAGCCUGAACCCGGACGAGAAACCGAAACGUUUCGAUCCUCGGCUCUACCGGCCGCUGGAGGUGAUCGUCAGCGUGACGAUCCACGAUCUGCAGGCACACGUGAUGAAGAACUGCACCGAAACGGAUCCUCCGUGUCCGAUUGUGCUCAUCGAACGGCUCGGAUUCGAGAUGAAGAAGCGGUUCCAUGAAACCGAACUCCAGGUGCUGGUGAGCCCUUCGUUUGUCAUUUCCUCCGACACUGCCAUCCGCCCCGGAAAGGAUAAACAUUUGCGACAGGGACACUUGCUUCUGUCGGCGGUGCAAGUGCGCGGUCACGCAAUGUUUAGCAACGAGGGCCGCCAGCUGGAAGAGGAAACGCUCGAGUACGCAUGGCUACUGGAGGUGCAGCUCGGGAAACUGUCGGGCAAAAUGACUCUCUCGCAGCUGUGCAACGUGGUGACGGGCCUGGAAACGCUUGCCUUUCUCACGAUCGAUUCGGAAAAUGAACUAAAGUCACCGAAAACGGUUCGUUACUGCCACCACGGUGUUCCAUCGAAUACGUGUCCGCACACGAAGGAAGAUGCCAAGUAUCGAUGCCCCUCGACGGAGGACAUCAAGUAUCGGAUGACACGCGUUGCGAUCGAUGCGAUCGAUUUGUAUCUGAUUGAAACGGGCACCGCCAUGCACACGUGGGUGUCCCCGAUACGGUUAGCCACGUGCAAUCUACACGGCCAGCAGGUGAAAUCGGGCAUUACGGGUCUCAUACCGACGAUUCUGUUGCGUCAGUUUGUGUCAACCGGUGGUCACUACAGUCAGUACAGUAGCGGGAAUUCGCACAGCAACACCAACACCACCGGCAGCAGCCGUUCGGCUAAGCUACACCAUCAAAACUCGACCAAACAUGCGGACGAUCCGUCGCACAUCCGCAAGUCGUCAGACGAAGCGACGGGCCCCGCCAUGAUAUCGUCCAUCGGGUCCGCUUCGUCCGCCGGUAUUAAGUCGAAUCCUCGCCGCGAGGCCGCAGCCGUUGUUGGUCCCGACCUACCGGCUCAGCAUCCGCCGCACCGGAAGGACUCGAAAGAGCACAAGGAAGAUCCGUACGGUUCGAUAUCGAGCAGAAAGGGCCGCGAUCGAGAGGAUGCUUCCGGUGGUACGUACUAUCGGCGUGACAAGGACGAUCCGUAUGCCUCGCUGCACUCGGCCCGAAACAGUGGGCGAGAAAUCGAUUGCAACGAACCGUGGCUCGAGGUUGGCUGUGUUUCGCUGGGUCCGAUCAUUAUCGAGGCCGCUUCGGCCCUUCCCAUUCCGGAGCACUGUUUGCAUCUGGUGCAGCAUAGCUAUUUGAAAGUGCACGACGAGAAGAACAAGAAGCUGUGGUUCCUCUGGUCAAGCGCCACCGAUCCGGUGCGAUGCGGUUGUGUCGGAGGUUGUGCCUUUUUUGGCACCAACCGGAAUGGACCAAGAUUUUUCAAACCAUCGGCCCAGGACAUUCAAGAGUUUAUCAACAUCGCCCGGUAUCACAUACACCAGAGCGGACGGGAGUACGGAUUUGGCCAGAGCUUGCUGCACGAAGGCCAGCUCGUGUUCCACACACCUCCCUACAGUCUGCAGCCAGUGUCGCUGCAGGAAUGCUACGAAUAUAUCGGAAAACCCAGUCUGCACCGGGCCGGUGGUCACCGACAUCCGCCGGCGCACGGCGGUGGGCCACCCUCGGCCUGCUGUGGCACGACGGCAGACACUAAAUCGCCCCAUUUGACGCAGAAGCACGACACACAAAAAUCGGUCAGCUCAUCGGCUGACAUUUCACCCAACAGCACACUGGUGAAACAGGGCGGAAGCUGUUCCUUGGCCAGCGCGACCAACUAUGCCGUCAACAGUGCUUCGGCGGCGGCAGGUGCUGAGCAGCGGUCAGGAAAAUCGUCCCUCGAGCGGUUGAAAGAGAAGGACACCGGCUCACCACACGGUUCGGAGAGGGUCCGUGGUCGUCGCUUCUCCUACACCAGUGGAAGACAAAGUACGAUUUCACACGAUGUGCCCUACAGCCGGCUGCUGGAUGCGAGUCCCAAAACGACGGCCAACAGCUCGAAGGUGUCGACCCCGACGCCGUGUCGUAUCGAUUCCGAAUCACGGUUGCUCGCAUCGAAAGGAUUUAAGGUGCCCAAAGCUUCCCAAAUGUCUGCGUCGGAUUCGCGACUGAUGGCAGAAUAUUUGCAGGGCGAACUGUUGGACAUGUCCGCCGUGUUGCCGAUGGGUGACGAUCAUACGGCCCAUACGGCGCCGCACUUGCCGCCGCAUCAUUCCCUCCAUCAUUCCCAGCAGCAGCAGCAGCAGCAGUCCCAGUUUCACCACAACCCGUACCAGCAGCACGGUCAUCACCACUCACCGGUGCCAAUGGAAAUGUCACACUCUGCGCCGGCCCCCGGGCACCCUUUGCAGUCCGAUUCCGAGCAAUCGCUCGGAGGAAUCGUUCCCGGUGGCGUCUUACGGCCACUGCCCUCCGACGACGUGAUAAUGCGUGACGUACAGCGAACCGUUUCGCUUACCUCGGAAAAUCCUUCCGAAGCGUUCUUUUCGGCCGACGAAGAUCUACACGCAUCGCGCAGCUCGAGUCUGAAGGCGACCGGAAUCGACCAUCACGUGCAUCCGGCUGCGAUACAGAAAAAACGCUUCGCAUCCGAUCUCAGCAUCGUCGGUCCGAACGAGCUCGAAGGUCGCCUGUCGACGCACCGUAGCGACUACGAGAUUCACACGCCCGAGCACCGAUCUCUUCCGAUGCGGCCCCAAUCGACCGCUGAGCUGAAUGAGGAGGAACGGCGCAUCCACGGUCUAGCGACACCGCUGCGUAAGUUUAGCAACAUUUCACCCCGCCCCGAGUUCCGUCAUUUUAAGCCGGUCUAUGAUGUCGAUCCGCAGGAUUCUUCCGAAUCGCACUCGCUAUCGUCGAGCUCGUUCAUCUCCGCACUUUCGUCACAGGAAGACAUUACGCUGGUUAACUUGCACAUGCAGAUCAACCGCCCGAUAGUGGACUCACCACUCCUGAUGGCGAGCUACGUGACGCACCUGGCCCAUGUGCGCUGCUCGAACUGGACACACUGCUCCAUGCCGAUGGGUGCGGAUGCAUUCUCCAUGCCGCUCUUUCAGCAGAACGAAGACGGUGGCCUGGUGUACAUCGGUGGCAAGUUAAUACCGCACUUUGAUACCUACUCGAACUGGCGUGAGGUGAGGAUUAUUUCCCGGUACGAUGGGCAGCCACCGGCGGCGACGAGCGGCGCAGCGAGCGGUUUCUCCACCCUGCCGAAACCGCAUCCUUGGGAUCCGAGCGUUUUGGUGCGCAGCAGCUUCGACAAGCAGGAGAGCAAGGAAAGCGAAAACGAGUUUCUCAGCUCGCAAGGGGAAAUUGCAACGCGCAACUCGAUCGUCGUCCGGUUUAAAGGGCAGGUCGACGUGAUGCUGACACCGUUGCUGCUCGAGGGUCUGCAGAGGAUGAUCGAGUCCCUGACACCGACGCUCUCAACGCUGCAUCCCCUUACUGUGGUCAACGAUAUUCAUGCGUCGUGCGUACGCAAAGUAGAAGCGGUCAACAUACUGAAGCGUGAUCAGUCGCUCAGCUACUGGUCGCAAGUGCACUCUAACUCGAAGCGAUCGACCGCCGAACGUAACCUUCAGGGACCCGGUGGACCGGUGCUGACGGACGUUUACGAAGAAAGCAUUUCGACGCAGGUGCAGGGCCUUAUCGUCCUUCCCAAGAUCAACGUCACGCUAAUCCAAAGUUCGGUCGUCGAAGAAGUGAUCUCCUUCGCUGCACUGGACAACGUUCAGGAGCUGAGCUGUGCUUCGCUGCUGGCGGUGUGCUUCGAAGGGGUGUCGACCCGCUUCCACCUGGGCAAAACGACGAAAGCUUCGAUGCACACCGUUUACACGCAGCCCACCGUUCGAUCGGGUGGGCUCAAGAAGAGUGGUCUCAUUCGCGGAACGCGCGCUCUGUUGGCACAUUUGUCUUCCCAGACGCGUCCGGACAACGUUCCCGGAGAACCAAUUUUACUGGAAACCUCGGAGAAGCAGCUCGAAGAGUUGAUCAUUACGCUGGACAUUGGCAAAGCGCACGCACAGCUGCGUCGACUGAAAAAUGAAUCGGCCAACCUGCCCGACUCGCAGAUCGUGAUAACGGCCAUACCGGCACACCGAAGUCGUGCCAUGUUUGACUGCACACGCGUUCCGGAUGAAGCGGCGGCCACGAUGGGCGACGGGAGCGCCAAUGCGAACGGUGGAUUGGGCUACAUUAUGUUCGAAGGCGGCUUGGAGGGCGUCAGUGUGAAGAUUGUGAAGCGAUCGCAGUUUGAGAAAUCGGAAAAUGCGGCCGAAACACUAAAGUCUGAACCGGAAAUGGCACCACCCCACCACCAGUCGACCACACACUCGGAAGCGAACCAGAACAGCGUGACACUGAACAAUCCACUCAAUUUGGUGACGCUCCUCAACGAAGCGGGCGGUAAUAUGGCCGCCGAAGCGUUGGCCAAGUUUGGCAUGAAGAAACCGGGAACACCCAAGGCUAGUGGGGCAACGAAAGAUCGUCCGCUGUUUGAGGGAAAAUCAAAGGAAAAGCCUGCCGCUUCCUCGGCCAUAACGAGCGAUGGUGGUAACAGGUCGUUCAAGACGGUUCUCGUUCCGGAUGACACGGAUCCCGUCACCCUUCGUAGCUCGUUUGUCGGUGAACCGUCCGCAGUGGGAACCGGCGGCCACCCAGCUCAACCGGGAUCAUCGACCACGGCAGCACCACCCGGAACAGGAAGCGUGCCUGGCGCCAGUGGGCCGCAGCAACCCGUAUCGUCGAACCCUCCGGGAGCUAGCUUUGAUGCGGCAGGAGGAGCAGGAGCAAACCCGGGAACAAGUGGAAACGGAACGACCACCACCUCUGCCGCCGGUGCCAUUGUUCCGUGCAGUAACGAUAAUGGCAAAACUUCGUCAUGUGUGAUCGACUUCAAGACGGUUUGGUUUAACUUUGCCGCUCCGCCCCGAUCACCCAUCACUCGCAAGAUCGACUAUACACGGCUCGACUGGAAUCUGCUCAGUACCGCUUCGCCCGCCAUCACGGCGUGGAUGAAUCCGAGCAAUAGGUUUGCCAUCAAAAUCGUCGCCCUCAUGAAAGCGAUGUACAUUCGCCGGACAGCCAUCACGGUGGCGCUGAUGGCCGACGCCUGGGACCGACCGUCGCUGCACCGGCCGGUCAAGAGUCGGUACGUUGGAAAGUUUACACCGCUCGCCAAAACGUUGCAAGAGGAUCCCAGCUGUCAGCUGUGUACGGUGCUGCAGAAGUACGUGCUCGAUGAGAACGCGGCCAAAGUGGAGGAAAUCUUACGGCACCAGUAUCUGCCGCAGUUGAGCACCAUGCGACAAGCCGUCAUCGUUUUGAGUCGCCAGUGGAAGAACGUGCUCUACAAUCCGAUGCUGUUUGAGCACCAGUAUAAGGGAAAGCUGGCGAAGCCGGUGAACGUAACAUUCGCAUUGCCACAGGACGAGGAUGCCGAAGACACGGAUGACAUCGAUACGGAUAACUAUCCGGUAGGAACCAUCGUCGAAAGCCAUCCGCUGCUGGAGGAGGAAAACGAACACACGAUGCUGCUGGGACAGUGCAUUCAAACGCAGCACCAUCAGCAGUCGGCAGUGGCAGUCGGCUCGCAGCACCACCACCACCACCAGCAUACUGGCCAGCCACCACACCAUGUAAUCAAAAUACCAGAUGAACCACCACCGGUGCCGUCGGCGGUGCACAUGGUGACGGCAACGUUGGGCGAUUCCCUUAAUACCUCCCCCAGUACCACUAACACUUCGCGGCUGACCAACAAGCUGCGCAAGAAAUCGUCGGUAAAAAGUUUCAUUCCACCACCGGCAGCGCCACCGUCGCGUGCCAGCAUUCAGAUGUUCCCGAACAUCUUCGAAAAGCAGGACCCGACCAUCGAGUACGGUGCACUGCGCGAGGGCUCCGUCCCGUCCGUGUGCAGCUCGUCCGACUCGAUGGACAAAGCGUGGACACCGCCGGCCAACCACAAGGAGGACCUCUACUCGUGGAUGGCGAAGCAGCAGAGCGAAAGCACGAAGCAGCGCGAAAAGCAGAAAACCACUCAAACCAGUCGCACCCCGCUUCCAGGGCGCCCGGCAAUCCACUCGGUAAAGUACACGCAGGAUAACAAUCGCAUCCUGGACGCGCACCUCAUCUUCGAGCCGAUGCUGACCUGCCUCGGCGUGAUGCCGCAGCAGAUGAUCAACAAUGUGUCCAGCAAGGACGUGUCGUCGCUCGAGAGCCUCGGCACCAAUCUGUCGCUCGUGUGCUCGUUCGACACGAUCCGCAUCGACAUUGUCGUGAGUGAGGCGGGCGAUGGCAAGAAGCCGUCGUCGAAGCAGAAGGAACCGAAAAAGCGUGGCAACGGCAAGUUUGCCAUCAUAGUGUCGUCAGGCGAACAGCCGGCCUUCCUGUGCGAGCAGGUUGGCGUCGAGCUGGAGGUGCUGAAAAUGACCGAUGGCUUCCCGGACGACACGAAGCCGGCGAUGCUGUACGUUUCGCGCGGCCAGCUCAAGAAGCACACCAGCACGGUCAUCAACUUUAGCCUGAACGUGCGCUACAUCUCGCAGCAGGUCAACAUGCCGCUGUUGCGGUUGCUGCACCAGAUCACCAACAUGUACCAGAACGUGAAGGAUGCCCAGAAUGAGCUGCGUGAACAGCAGCCGGACCACGGCGGGAAGCGCAGUGCACCGCUGAAGGACGAAUCGAGUCUCGCGUCGGAGAUGAACGACCCAACGUUGAUGGGUUCGCUGAACGAACCGCUGAUGGCGCACAUCGAAACGUCCGGCAUCUUCGAUUACACCGACGAGCGGUACGAUAAGUUUAACGAGGACAUCUCCACGAUGCGGCACGAGCUGCGCCACUCGAUCAGUCGCAGUAAAAUGCCCACCCUAGGGCCACUGAUCCCGCUGACACCGUCGCCGAAUUCGCGCAACCGACCGCACAGUUUUGCGCAAAAACUGCGCAGCACCAGCAAGUCGGUGAAGGGCAAGCUCGGGUACACGAACCUGAACGAAACGGUCAACACACCGAUCAAAACAAGCCCGACGGCGGCCGUCGCCGGUGCCGGCUCAGGCUUCACGUUUUCCGAGGCACACUCGAAGCAGUCACUGGAGGCGAAAAAUUCGUUAACCGGCGGACUGUCGAGCACGUUCGGUGAUUUCACCGCUCCGUUCGAUCGAUCGACCUUCACGGGUCCGAUUCAUGGGAUAAUGGAUACGCCAAAGUGCUGGAAAACGGUCUACCAUCUGCUCGAUCUGUACUCGGCGAUGCCGGAAACGAAGACCAUCGCUCAUCGUGUAUCCAUUUCGCCCGACGCGGUGGAACAGAUCAAGGCACGGAAGUACAAUCUGCUGCAUGAAAGCAAGAGCGCCCGAGAGGAGGACGACAUGCAUGCGGCGGGGUUGCCCACGGGCGGUCAGGCGGCCGGUACGGCCGUGAAAGAUGUGGGAAUCGUAACUCAGGAACGAACCCGGCUGGUGGUGUUUGGGGUGGCCAAAAUACAUCGCACUCGGCUACUGGCCACGUUGAGCGGACUGAAGCUGGAGGCAGAAAUAACGGCCCUCCACAGUAGCACCACGUGGCGCAAGAAAUCGCGCCCCGCAUCGCUCGAGUGUUCCCUCACGGGGCAGGUCGGUCGGGCCAUGAUCGUGUUGCUGGAAGGUGUCCAACCAAAUCAGCAAACGACGGUGGUGAGGGUUACGAUUGGCAAAAGUCAAACACUGUACUCGAGCAUCACGCGCCGCGGGAAGGACAAAAACAAUGGGCUGCUCUCGAUCGGUAUCGUCAACGUGGACAUACCGCAGCAUCCGGUCGCGUUGCACGGUAUGAUGACGCGCAGCUCGAAGCAGAUUUCGUCCACGCUGCAGGAGCUGCGUGUGACGCGUACCUCCGCCCGGUUGACGCGCCAAAACGAGGAACCGGAAUCUCCACUGCACCAUCAUCAUCACCACCACCACCAUCAUCACCACCAUCAUCAGCAGCAGCGUGAUUCGCGCGAGAAGGGCCCUGUAGCGGGGGGGGUGGCCAAUCAACGGAAGCACAGCACCGCCACCGUGCGUACGCUGACGGGUGUUUCGUUGGGUGCCGGCAACAAUCCGAGCGGAUUGCUGCAACCGCUCGUGAUGCAGUUUAACAUUAUCCUGCAAAGCCUGUCGAUAAGUGCCGCACUGUUGCCUUCGCUGCAGGCACAGUACAAAAUGGAUCACGUCUCGUCGACGGGCGUGACCGGGAGCAAGGCAAAGUUCACGAUCGAUCUGCCGAACCAUUCGCUCAGCUUUACGACGAAGAUUCAAACGACCGAAACGAACCUUCCUUCGGAGGCGUGCAUUGCGUUGCCACCGGUGCACGUGAGUGCCGAGUACGUGCCGGAGGCCACCAGUGAGGAGGUCCCGAUCGAUGGGGUCGUCCUGCGGCAGGGUGGCUAUCUGGCGGCGUCGGCCGAAAUCGGUGUCUUCGAGCGGUGCCUCACGACGGAUCUGCUCAAUCAUCUGGUGUUUGUCCAGAAAGUGUUCAUGAAGGAGGUGAACGAGGUGGUGCAGAAGGUGUACGGUGGCGAGAAACCGGUGCCCCUCUGGCUGGAGGAAUCCGAAGAGAAUGGGUCGACCAUGAAACGGAUACUGUUUUCGCUGAACAUACGCGUGAAGCGAAUCCAGCUGACCGCCACUACGCCGUGCUCGUCGGCCGUCCGGUUCGAGACGGGCCAGCUGGAGUUGCAUCUGUCGAAUCGCGUGAAAAACAUUGCCGACGCCUCGAACACGAAGCUCUUCGGGAAGGCACAGAUUGAUCUGAACCUUUCGCUCGGCCAGAUCAUCAAGAACGUUAUCUUCGACGAAGCCGAACCGGAGUUCCAGCAGCACGCGUUCUUCAACACCACCAUCGGGCUGCGGAAUGCGUUCCAAAACGAGAUGCUGAACGACGACAAGGAGCUGGUGCUGAUUACGCUCAAACGGCCGCUCAUCUACGUGCAACCGAUCGCCGUCGACAAAGCCAUCCUGGUGUGGUUGAACUACAAGAACGCGUACGAGUACUGGACGGAGAAGCGGGCCAAUCUGAACAAGGAGGUACUGAUGGCUACGCAGCAGGUGCUGGAAAAGGUCCCCUUCGGCCAGCUCAGUCACCAUCUGGCGACGUCGGCCAAUCUGUCUACGCUAUUCCUCCAGCUCACGGUCGAGGACAUGGGCAUCUGUUUGCCGCUGAAUCAGGCGCCCCAAAUCUGGGGCAAUCGAUCGGUGCAGGACUUUGAGCAGAAGGGUGCCGUCGUGAUCACGCUCGAGAACACCAUCAUUUCGGCGUGCAGUUCCGGAUCGCUCGUUUCCAACGGUCGCUUCGUUGGGCUGUGUUUGCGGUUUGCCGACGACUUUGACUCGUCACUGGACGAGUGGAAACCGAACAUGAACGAUGCGAGCAUCAUGAAUCUGUGUGUGGUGUCGGAGGGCACGUACGAGGUGUGUUCCCGUACGAUCGCUGCCAAGCACCCGGACAAUGCCAAGUGGUUCCUGAACGUAAAGUGGCAGAUGGAAGGUGUGGACAUUCAUUUGGAUGUCAACAUUGGCAAGCAACUGUCGGCCCUGGGCCACACUCUGACCAUGCUAACCGGUUCGGAGGACGACGAACCGAUUUCUUCCGACACACCCGACAGUGACGAUAUCGAUGCCAGCGGACCGCCGCCGGGUGGCAAGGAGUCGAAGUCACGCAAAUCGGUUGACUCGCUGCCGUCGUUCCUGUUCGACACUACGCUGGAUCCGAAGAAGCGGUCUCUGCUGAUGGAAAACGAAAUCAACGAGCAGACGAAGAUCGUGAACGAUCUCAGGACGCUCGGUGCUUCGACGAAGACGAUCGAGAACGAGGAACGGCGAUUGCAGGAGCUACAAGCCGUGUACUACAAGUACUUCCGGCGGGACAUGAUUCAGAAAUGGAAGCGACCAGCGAUGCGCAAACCGAUGCUGAAGGCAGCCAAUCGUUCCCGUUCGUUUAUCGCACCGUCACCGACCCGAGAGGAUCUGAUUGACGCCGGAUGCCUGGUGGACGGUAUAGUGGGAUCAACGGGAGGUUCCGGCCCACAGGGUGGUGGAGCUAGCAGCGUGCUGGAUGCGUUCACCGGAAGCGAAGAUAUGAGCAGCUUGCAGGAAUCGCCCAGUUCGGGCCCUUCAAGGACGGCCUCGUUGCGGGUGAAAAUUCCGCCCAACUCAUCGCGCGUCACGUUUACCGAGGCAAUGCGCCAGUCGUCCCUGCCGAGCGCCGACUCGGACGUGGCCGCGUACUCGGAUUCCGGGCUCGAUUGGCCACGGUGUGACUCGAGCUCCGUCGCAUCCGAUGUGCCGCAUCUGCUCGAAAUCGACGGUGAACAGGUGGAGCUGCGCAAGAAAAGCCCAAGCCAUCCGCAGAAGCAGCAGGAACCGAACAUUGACUUCGAGCUCGACAUCAAGGUGCUGGUCAAUUCGGGCAAAUGCGUGCUUCACACCAAAGACAUCCACGACGAGCGGCUGUCGUCGACGAUCGGUGGCAGUGGUACCAAUAGCAAUGCCACGACCGCGCCAACGGCAGCGGCGAAGCACCAUAAGCGCGAGCGAAGCACGGGCGGGGCCACCGACUGGGGAAGUCCGGUGCCACCGCGUCGGAACAAGGAUAAAUCGCGGCUGAAGUACAACACCACACCGUACACGGCCCUUGUCGAUCUGACCAUCUUCCACAUUCCGGGCCUGGACGUGAAGCUGCAGUAUCAAUCGAAGACGCUCGGUGGAGACGAUGCGUCGCCGCGUAUGAGCACCACCGAUCCGUUCGGGACGGCUCGCAAGCUGGCCACGAAACGGGCCACCCUGUUCGCGUGGAUGACACUGCAAAGCAUCCCGGAGGAAACGAUCAUCUCGCCGCACAUCCUCGAGUUCCUAGAGCAAACGCUCGAACCGAUCCCAUCUUCCAAAACGGGCGGUGGAAUCGGCAACGGAAGUGCCGGAAGUGGUGGCGUCGGUGUCGGUGGUGGUGGUACGGGAACGGCGGCGGGUGGUGCCUCGAAUCCGGUCAAUUUGCCGAUGCUCGAGCACAACUAUGCCGCCGUUUACGCCAGCUUCCCGGUCGAUGUGGUCGUUUACUUCCACAUGCAACCGUCCACUUUCCGGUUCUCCUGUUUGCCCGUUUCGCGCGUCGAGUGUAUGCUGCAGCUGCCAAGUUUGGACAUUAUUUUCAGCUCGAACCGGCACGCGGACGACGAGGCGGCAGCCGGGGUCGUCGGGCCUGGUGCGUCGGGCGAUACAUUGCCGGGUGGCGGUGAUGGUGGGAAAGCAGCCGGUGGGCUGAGCGUGACGGGAUGUUUGGCCGACUUUAACGUCUACAUCUUCCACCCGUACGGUGGCAAGAAGAGCAAUCUGAAGGAGGCGCACCAGUUCUCGCCCCUGGCCGACAGCGAACGGAAGGACUCGCUGAGCAUCAACGUGGAGUUUGUAAAGUUCCACAUAACGCGCUCGAAGAAGAUCAACAUGAUCGAAACGGGUGGCCUGCUGCGCAAACAUUCCGAUCAUUCGGCAUCGAAAGCGGUCAUACGCUUUUCGACGAUCGUGGACAUUGGUUCGGCAUCGUUCAAGUACGAUAUGCGCCGGCUGACGGAGAUCCUGGCCUUCCCGAAGGCCUGGUACCGGCGCAGUAUCGUGCGGCGAAUGUUUCUCGGUGAUCUGAGCAUACCGCAGGCAAGCAUGUGCGAUCUGGAACUGCCGAUACCGGCGGAGUGCAGUGGUCAACAGGAGCGGGGGCCCGUACCCGGCGGUUCCUAUGGUUCGACUGGCGGCGAUGGGUCCGAUGAGUCGUCACGGCGGGCGAUGAGCCGCGAUCGGUUGCGGCUGAGUUUGGAGAAUGAUCUGAACAAGGCGCAAGCCAGCGGCGGCCUAGGAACGGGCGGAAGCGGAGCCAGCAGCGCAUCGUCGACGGCCAGAAUAAAGGAUCAGAAAUCGUCCAGCCUGGAUUCGACGUCGUCGCCCUCGGAUGUGAACCAGAUAACGUCCUGGGAAACGUUGGUUCUGUUUGCGGUCAACUUUACGAAGCUGAACGUGCAGAUGAACAUGGGAAACGUGAUGGGAAAUAUCGUGUGGCUAACGAAGGCGUUCCGGAGCGAUGGCCGGCUCAGCAUUGGCAGUACGGGUCACAAGAACAUGUACAUCGGGGUCGGGCUCGGUGGAUCAUCGUUGGACGCGAAGGGUGGCAUCGUCGGCGGUACGAUCGAUCUGAGCCGGAUCGACACGUACAUUCACAUCCGCGAGGACCCUGGUUCGGAGCCGGACCACAAGGUGGGCAUCAAGCUGAGUGCGCUGGAGCUUAAGUUCGAUUACAUGGGCACGAGCGUGCUGAUGACGCGCGUGAGCUCGCUGAACGCGCAGCUGCGGGACGAGUGGAAGUUUUCGAAGGACCACGAUUUCACCAACAAGCUGCCCACCAACUAUCCGGCCAUCAUUCUCAUCCACGGUGACCUGUCCUGGGACCAGCUGCAGAUGAUGAUCUCGAAGUCGACGACGGCCGACAUACUGAAGAUGUUCUACAAGUUGGAGGAAUUUUUCUCUCAGCAAUUCAAAUCGUCGAAGCGUGUCUUUUCCAGCCUCGAGCCGCGCCUCGCCAAUCCGUCGAUGCGGGCCAGUGCCCGGCGGCGUGAGGAGAAGAAAUCGCUCGGUCACGAGGCGUCACUUCACGAUGCGCGCCACCAUCGGCACUGGCAGCGGCCGCUGAAGCAAACCAAAGGCCUGUGGCUGUCGACGCUUGGGGUGCCCCUCUCGAACAUUGGCACCGUGCUGGGCGGUACGAUGGAGCUGCAUGGCCAAAACAUUUCACUUGCCUGCUUCCACGGCAUCAACUUUAAGGCGAAAUCGUGGGCCUUGUUCAGCCUGAAGGAACCGUGUAUCGACUUUGCCACCGAAGCGCAGCACGUCGAGUCGACCGAGGAGGUGCACAUCAUUCAGACGCUCACAUUCGGACUCGGCAUGAACAGUCAGCAGCCGCCGCAGCACCAUUCGAACGCCACCGUCGUUCGGAUGUCCCGGAAUGUUAUCUUCCCGCCACAGUUCAAGACGCUGCACGAGUGGUUCCACUACGCGUUUGCGAACAGCGAAAUCGAUGUUGAUCGGUUCCCGGUGAUCGAGCGCGAUAAGGAACACAACACCAACUCGAUCGAGCGUGCCCGUGGCUCGGGCGCAGGCGCAGCGGCCCAUCCGAAGCUGCAGGAUCCAAACCACAACCGGGAGGUGAUCUUUGCCCUGCCAAGCCUUCAGUUGCACUUCAAAACCGAACACCUGCAAGGCAUCUCGACUCCCGACACAACGCAGGACAAACCGAUGGUUGAGUGUAGCUUCAUAACGUCCUUCGAGGAUCACAUCUUCGUGACGGUUGAUGCGGACGCAUUUUUCUUCCUGCAUGAUCUCAUUACUUCCUAUCUAAGCGAAAAGGAGAAAGUGCUUGGCACCAUCAGCACCAAUCGAUCCUCGUCACCGAACCCAUCAACAGUGACCCCGCCCCCGACGGCCACCGUUGGUGGCAGCUCGGGUGGACUGUCGGUUCUCAAGUCGGGCAAUUUACUGAAAACCAGCACCGGAAACCUGGGACCGGCAUCGGCACCAUCGUUGUCGUCGCUGCGCACACAAGACUCAACCUCGAGCCAAUCCAUCGGCAAUGGUAGCGCCGUAGAUUUGAACGAACUCGGCACCGCAACGGUGGCACCCGCCCCAUUGUCGGCCGGGUCGGGCUCCAAGCAAGUCCGCUUGGAGGAUGUUGUGAAAGUGGACGGUGGCGCGAUCAGUACAACAGGGCCCAGCACGCUGUCAAGUGGUCAAGCGAGUGGUGCACUGGGCACUGGCAAACACGUAAACAUUGUGGUGGAGAAAUCCGACCUGGAAUCGUUCAUGCGUACCGAUUGGCGACACUUUAACUGCAAAACAUGGCACCUGGAACCGACAGUGAGGUUACUGUCGUGGGCUGGCAAAUCGAUCGAACCGUACGGAAUCGAUUACAUACUGAACAAGCUUGGCUUCAGCCAUGCCCGUACGACCAUUCCCAAGUGGCUACAGCGUGGGUUUAUGGACCCCCUCGACAAGCUGGAAGCUCUGCUCAUGCUGCAGCUGCUGGUGAUGGUGAAGGAUAACGGUACGUCCGAGGUGAAGGAAUCGAGCAAGGACAAGUGAGACUAACAAUCUGACGGUUCUGGCGAAUAAACAGUCUGAUACGCACCCGCGGCCGCAUGAUAUAGAAACUAGUAGCAGCCGCGGUGCCCAUAAGAAUGCUCAACUAUUCCGUGUAUUUCCCUCUAUAACUAACGCAAGCUACCGUAAGUCGCUACUCUAGUCGCGUUCAACAAAGUCUAUCAAUAUAUCGAAUGGCGAACAUAUCGUGCUAUUGGCGCUCUUGUUUUUUGCAUUACAAUAAAACAGCAACGGUCCAAGAAUCUAUUCGAAAGACUAUCGGAAAGUGUAGCUCGCAGCUUAACCGAUUCGGGCACCACUCCGCUUAGACUGCAAGUCAUGUAGACGUGUGAAGGGCCUGCGGUUUCUCCGUAAUCCAGGCUUCUCUUCUGGAUUCUAUUCGCAAGAUUGUC
Messenger RNA from Anopheles cruzii, 17036 nucleotides. RefSeq names its product bridge-like lipid transfer protein family member 1 (gene tweek). Gene Ontology annotation, biological process: synaptic vesicle endocytosis. Bases 1 to 16626 code for a protein of 5541 amino acids. The record is from RefSeq and is a predicted model, not a curated record. NCBI's taxonomy places the organism in Eukaryota, Metazoa, Arthropoda, Insecta, Diptera, Culicidae. The transcript is spliced from 19 exons.